This is a messenger RNA of Toxoplasma gondii ME49, 1676 nucleotides long. RefSeq lists its product as hypothetical. NCBI's taxonomy places the organism in Eukaryota, Apicomplexa, Conoidasida, Eucoccidiorida, Sarcocystidae. The transcript has a single exon. Bases 297 to 1112 code for a protein of 271 amino acids. The record is from RefSeq and is a predicted model, not a curated record.
GUGAGAAAACGGACUUUCCUGUGGCACUAACAGUGGUAUUCUCUUCUCUUGCCAGAACCCAGUGGACACUGCUAAGCAUAUAUAUAUAUAUAUAUAUAUACAUAUAUCCAUAUGCAUGGAGACAUACGCUAAUAUAGACUUGAUCCAUACUUUCACCUCUAAAACAAUAGACAGGUGCUGGUGUCUAUACAGAACUGCCGAGUUUUCUGUGUUGCCGUGAUUUCGUAGACACAGAUGUACAGAUGUAUGUGAGAUGACAUCUGAAGGAGCACCGAUUUCUCGCAGCUUGUCUACAGAUGCGCGGGGUGUCUGUGGAGCCGCAGAUCGUUCGGGUGAGGAGAGCGAAAGAGACUCUGUCCGCGUUUUCUGUGGGUCCGCUGCGUCUCGUGCUGGCCUUCGCUUUAUUGCUAGGGGAAGAAGGGAGUCGCUCAAGGUGCUCUCUGUUUUUCGCCGACGAGGACAGUGAAGCAGAGGCUCUUCAGAGCGUGGACGUCUCGUCCUCCGCUUCCGGGGAGAGGUGCACGACAGAAGGCCUGCUGCAACACCAGAGCCCGGUAGAAGGAGCAGACGCAGAACGGAAGGAAAAGCGAGCUAUCGAGAUUGCGGUGGACUCUGACGACGAAGCGACGGCAGAGGAUGUUGGCCCAGACAGAGCCGGACAAAUCACGGCAGCAGGAGAGAGGUGCGAGAGAAGCAGCGCCGAGGACAGAGCGCUGGAAAUGAGCCCUGGCGGCCUCCACGCACUCUCCGAUCAGAGUCCUGGAGUGUCGGGAACAGACGAAGACGAAGCGCUGCUCGCCGAGCGACGCGAAGAAGCGUCCGACGCCAGUGCGGACACUCAGACACGCGCCGCAGACGUUCGGAGAGAGAUCAGAGAUCCCCGAGAAGAAGAACAGGAGGAAAAAGAGAACGAAGAACGAAAAAAGAACGGGGAUGAAGAGACGACGGAGAAGGAGGCAGUUGAAACGCACACACUGGACGAGAAAGAAAAGGAAGCCAUUCUUCAAAGUCUCUUUGUCGAUUUCGACGAAGACGAAGACCCACAACGCGACGCCUGCACUGUAGGGCGGCUUCUCCUUCUCCACAGUCGUCUCUGGCUAGAAAUCGUCUGACUUUCUUUCCCCUUGCAGCAGCCACAGAACCGCAUUCCAAGCGAGGGCAAAGAAACGCAUGCAGAGACACAUGUUUUGACGUAUACUACUUAUAUAUAUAUAUAUAUAUAUAUAUAUUUAUUCGUAUUUGUUGAUAUCUAUGUGCAUGUCUAAAUGCAUGUAACAUAUGUAUACACGUCUACUUUUGUAUAGAGAGAGAUAUGAGUACAUGGAGCACCUCCGAUUCUGUUGCAGUUCCACUUUCAGUGUUCACGUGGAAAACCUGCGCCUGUUUAUCGUCUGGGUUUGAAUAUCGACAACCGUAUUUCCUCACACUUGUUCGCGGGGCUGAGUGCGAGAUUCUUCUUGGCCUUGUUUCUGGUUCUUCCAAGGUACCCGGCUCGGACCUUCCGAAGUUUCCUUCGUCUACGCCCACAUGGUAGAGAGGAUCGGAGAGAUACAGCAGGAUAGAUAAUGCAGACGGAUAUAGAGAGCUCGAUGAACGUUGGCAGAUAGACAGGGAUAGAUGUUGAGAAGCCGGAGAAUGUAAAUAUGGAUCGCUGUGCAGAAAGAUGUAUGGAGAGA